UUUUUAUUUAUUUAUUCUUUGAGAUGGAGUCUCACUCUGUCACCCAGGCUGGAGUGCAGCGGCGCGAUCUCAGCUCACUGCAACCUCUGCCACCCGGGUUCAAGCAAUUCUCCUGCCUUAGCUCCCGAGUUGCUGGGAUUACAGGCGCCCGCCACUGCGCCUGGCUAAUUUUUGUACUUUUAGUAGAGACGAGGUUUCACAAUCUUGGCCAGGCUGGUCUUGAACUCCUGACCUUGAGAUCCACUUGCCAGGGCCUUCCAAAGUGCUGGGAUUACAGAUGUGAGCCACCGUGCCUGGCCCAGGCUAAUUUUUUAAAGUUUUAAUAGAGGCAAGGUCUUGCUGUAUUGCCCGGGUUGCUCUCACAUUCCUGGCCUUAAGCCAUCCUCCUGUCUCGGCCUCACAAAGUGCUGGGAUUACAGGUGUAAGCCACUGUGCCUGGCCUUGGAAAAGUUUCUUUUCCUCACUGUGUCUCGAUUUCUCACAUGUUGAAUGGGGAUACCCUUGUUGCCUACGUCCAAGUAAUUGUAUGACAAUGAAACUCAUAGCUUGUCAGUGGGAAGUGCUUAGGUAAUGAGCUACUAGUGGUGGCAGUGGCUGUGACGGUGGUAUUAAUACCGCUCCCAUUGGAUGGUCUCUAAUACUAUCUCCUUCCUUCCCUACCAGCAACAUGUCAUGGUUUAGUGGCCUCCUGGUCCCUAAAGUGGAUGAACGGAAAACAGCCUGGGGUGAACGCAAUGGGCAGAAGCGUUCACGGCGCUGUGGCACUCGGGCAGGUGGCUUCUGCACGCCCCGCUAUAUGAGCUGCCUCCGGGAUGCAGAGCCACCCAGCCCCACCCCUGCGGGCCCCCCUCGGUGCCCCUGGCAGGAUGACGCCUUCAUCCGGAGGGGCGGCCCGGGCAAGGGCAAGGAGUUGGGGCUGCGGGCAGUGGCCCUGGGCUUCGAGGACACAGAGGUGACAACGACAGUGGGCGGGACAGCUGAGGUGGCGCCCGACGCGGUGCCCAGGAGUGGGCGAUCCUGCUGGCGCCGUCUGGUGCAGGUGUUCCAGUCGAAGCAGUUCCGUUCGGCCAAGCUGGAGCGCCUGUACCAGCGGUACUUCUUCCAGAUGAACCAGAGCAGCCUGACGCUGCUGAUGGCGGUGCUGGUGCUGCUCACGGCGGUGCUGCUGGCUUUCCACGCGGCGCCCACCCGCCCUCAGCCUGCCUAUGUGGCCCUGCUGGCCUGCGCCGCUGCCCUGUUCCUGGGGCUCAUGGUGGUGUGUAACCGGCAUAGCUUCCGCCAGGACUCCAUGUGGGUGGUGAGCUACGUGGUGCUGGGCAUCCUGGCGGCAGUGCAGGUCGGGAGUGCCCUCGCAGCAGACCCACGAAGCCCCUCUGCGGGCCUCUGGUGCCCUGUGUUCUUCGUCUACAUCGCCUACACGCUCCUCCCCAUCCGCAUGCGGGCUGCGGUCCUCAGCGGCCUGGGCCUCUCCGCCCUGCAUUUGAUCUUGGCCUGGCAACUUAACCGUGGUGAUGCCUUCCUCUGGAAGCAGCUCGGUGCCAAUGUGCUGCUGUUCCUCUGCACCAACGUCAUUGGCAUCUGCACACACUAUCCAGCAGAGGUGUCUCAGCGCCAGGCCUUUCAGGAGACCCGCGGUUACAUCCAGGCCCGGCUCCACCUGCAGCAUGAGAAUCGGCAGCAGGAGCGGCUGCUGCUGUCGGUGUUGCCCCAGCAUGUUGCCAUGGAGAUGAAAGAAGACAUCAACACAAAAAAAGAAGACAUGAUGUUCCACAAAAUCUACAUACAGAAGCAUGACAAUGUCAGCAUCCUGUUUGCAGACAUUGAGGGCUUCACCAGCCUGGCAUCCCAGUGCACUGCACAGGAGCUGGUCAUGACCCUGAAUGAGCUCUUUGCCCGGUUUGACAAGCUGGCUGCGGAGAAUCACUGCCUGAGGAUCAAGAUCUUGGGGGACUGUUACUACUGUGUGUCAGGGCUGCCGGAGGCCCGGGCCGACCAUGCCCACUGCUGUGUGGAGAUGGGGGUAGACAUGAUCGAGGCCAUCUCGCUGGUACGUGAGGUGACAGGUGUGAAUGUGAACAUGCGCGUGGGCAUCCACAGCGGGCGCGUGCACUGCGGCGUCCUUGGCUUGCGGAAAUGGCAGUUCGAUGUGUGGUCCAAUGAUGUGACCCUGGCCAACCACAUGGAGGCAGGAGGCCGGGCUGGCCGCAUCCACAUCACUCGGGCAACACUGCAGUACCUGAAUGGGGACUACGAGGUGGAGCCAGGCCGUGGUGGCGAGCGCAACGCAUACCUCAAGGAGCAGCACAUUGAGACUUUCCUCAUCCUGGGCGCCAGCCAGAAACGGAAAGAGGAGAAGGCCAUGCUGGCCAAGCUGCAGCGGACUCGGGCCAACUCCAUGGAAGGGCUGAUGCCGCGCUGGGUGCCUGAUCGUGCCUUCUCCCGGACCAAGGACUCCAAGGCCUUCCGCCAGAUGGGCAUUGAUGAUUCCAGCAAAGACAACCGGGGCACCCAAGAUGCCCUGAACCCUGAGGAUGAGGUGGAUGAGUUCCUGAGCCGUGCCAUCGAUGCCCGCAGCAUUGAUCAGCUGCGGAAGGACCAUGUGCGCCGGUUUCUGCUCACCUUCCAGAGAGAGGAUCUUGAGAAGAAGUACUCCCGGAAGGUGGAUCCCCGCUUCGGAGCCUACGUUGCCUGUGCCCUGUUGGUCUUCUGCUUCAUCUGCUUCAUCCAGCUUCUCAUCUUCCCACACUCCAUCCUGAUGCUUGGGAUCUAUGCCAGCAUCUUCCUGCUGCUGCUGGUCACCGUGCUGACCUGUGCCGUGUACUCCUGUGGUUCUCUGUUCCCUAAGGCCCUGCAACGUCUGUCCCGCAGCAUCGUUCGCUCACGGGCACAUAGCACCGCAGUUGGCAUCUUUUCCGUCCUGCUUGUGUUUACUUCUGCCAUUGCCAACAUGUUCACCUGUAAUCACACCCCUAUACGGACCUGUGCAGCCCGGAUGCUGAAUUUAACACCUGCUGACAUCACUGCCUGCCACCUGCAGCAGCUCAAUUACUCUCUGGGCCUGGAUGCUCCCCUGUGUGAGGGCACCACGCCCACCUGCAGCUUCCCUGAGUACUUCAUCGGGAGCGUGCUGCUGAGUCUCUUGGCCAGCUCUGUCUUCCUGCACAUCAGCAGCAUCGGGAAGUUGGCCAUGGUCUUUGUCUUGGGGCUCAUCUAUUUGGUGCUGCUUCUGCUGGGUCCCCCAGCCACCAUCUUUGACAACUAUGACCUACUGCUUGGCGUCCAUGGCUUGGCUUCUUCCAAUGAGACCUUUGAUGGGCUGGACUGUCCAGCUGCAGGGAGGGUGGCCCUCAAAUAUAUGACCCCUGUGAUUCUGCUGGUGUUUGCGCUGGCGCUGUAUCUGCAUGCUCAGCAGGUGGAGUCGACUGCCCGCCUAGACUUCCUCUGGAAACUACAGGCAACAGGGGAGAAGGAGGAGAUGGAGGAGCUACAGGCAUACAACCGGAGGCUGCUGCAUAACAUUCUGCCCAAGGACGUGGCCGCCCACUUCCUGGCCCGGGAGCGCCGCAAUGAUGAACUCUACUAUCAGUCGUGUGAGUGUGUGGCUGUUAUGUUUGCCUCCAUUGCCAACUUCUCUGAGUUCUAUGUGGAGCUGGAGGCAAACAAUGAGGGUGUCGAGUGCCUGCGGCUGCUCAACGAGAUCAUCGCUGACUUUGAUGAGAUCAUCAGCGAGGAGCGGUUCCGGCAGCUGGAAAAGAUCAAGACAAUUGGUAGCACCUACAUGGCUGCCUCAGGGCUGAACGCCAGCACCUACGAUCAGGUGGGCCGCUCCCACAUCACUGCCCUGGCUGACUAUGCCAUGCGGCUCAUGGAGCAGAUGAAGCACAUCAAUGAGCACUCCUUCAACAAUUUCCAGAUGAAGAUUGGGCUGAACAUGGGCCCAGUCGUGGCAGGUGUCAUCGGGGCUCGGAAGCCGCAGUAUGACAUCUGGGGGAACACAGUGAAUGUCUCUAGUCGUAUGGACAGCACGGGGGUCCCCGACCGAAUCCAGGUGACCACGGACCUGUACCAGGUUCUAGCUGCCAAGGGCUACCAGCUGGAGUGUCGAGGGGUGGUCAAGGUGAAGGGCAAGGGGGAGAUGACCACCUACUUCCUCAAUGGGGGCCCCAGCAGUUAGCAGGACCCAGCCACAAAUUCAGCUGAAGGGAUCAAGCAGGCUGUGCUUGGAUCAUGAUUGUCUACCCUCAAGCUGGAAAACAAGGGGCUACCUACCAAGAGGAUUAUGCAAGUGACUUUCUUUCUUACUUGGGGUAGGGCUAUUCGCUCUCCAAUCUUCCAGCUUUUGGGAGCAGGGGAGGGGUCAGUAGCAGAAGCAGAGGGAGGCCUCUUGCCUGAGGGAUUAAAAUGGCAGCUUGCCAUGCCUACCCUUCCCUGUCUGUCUGGGCAGCAGAUUCAGGGCUGGGCCCUUCUUUUCCCUCUUUUUUCCUGGGAAUAUUUUGUACAAUAUUUUGUACAAAGACAGGCAUGAGGAGUGCCUAUUCCAUGCUUGCCUUUGCAAUACCUGCGUCCCCAGCACUGGUCCUGGGCACUUCCCCACCGCAGCCAGGUGUCCCUCCUAGGCACAGAGCAGAGGAGGGAGAUACUCUGGGGAGCCAGCUUUGGCCAUAUUUCAGGAGAAUGUUUCCAUGUGCCAAAUUCUAGUCCCACAAUCUGUCCCCAAAGGGGAACAAAGGGACCUCUGACAGCUUAGAUUUAGCCCCAGUUCCUGCACGCUCCAGGGAACGGGGCGUCUGGCCUCACUGGUACUGUGAAAAUGCUCAGAGAGCAAGCCUGUGUGUGGGGAUAUCAGGUCAGGAGCUGGCAGUUCACCUGCAGGUGCCAAAGAGCAGGCAGGCCAGGGCUGGGGCGGUGCCAGACUCUGAUCUGAGGACCCCGAUGGGGUCCAGAUCAGGUCACUCUGCCCCAGUGCUCUCUUGCUGUCUACUGGCAAGGGGGCAUGGAGCAUCUCUCCCUCUUCUGUUGCCAAAUAGAAAAGGGUCAGGGCAUGCAGAAAGAUGACCCUGAUCCCAAACCUGCCCUCCCAAGUCUCUGGCGUUGGGGAGGGCCUGUGUGUUUGUGUAACUGUGUGUGCAUGUUGGUCUUUGUGUGCAUAUCUGUUUUCCAGGUCUGUGUGAGUCCUUGUGCUCCUGCUCCUCAGCUCUCCACCCCAGGUUGCGUCUCUCCUGUGGGCCUCUGUCUUCUGGGAAUAAAGCAGGGUUUCCUAUUUCAGGGGAUGUAGAGAGAUGCCCAGAUUACACAGGAGUGGGAUGGGGUGUGGUAGCAAAAGGAGGGAGAGGAGUCCUUUUUGUGCCAAAUCCCUAAGUGCCGUUUGGGGGCCAUGUGUGCAGCAUGACUCUCCCUGUCUGUGGCAGGGACCCAAGCGCUUGCUUGAGCCCCAGUGCUCCAUGCUAGCACUUGAACUGUCUGGGGUUUGAUGGACAGAGGCUCAGGAAUUUCCUGGCUUCCCCAGAUAGUGUCCUGGGACAUGGUAUGCUUUGGGGCUGGGGUAGCAUGGAAUCCCUCUGAGGACCCGGAUACUGGUACUAUUGGGUGGGGAAGAGGAACCUUAAACUUGGCUUUCUCCAGUCUUCAGCCUGAGUCUAGCAUGUUUCUGGCUCCCCAGCCCCUUGUGAAACCUUGGGGGCUGGCAGAAGGGUUAGGAGGUUGAACUCUAGAUUCCCUUCCUAUCUUUGCCUUCCUUUUACCCCUUUCCCUGCAACCUCUUUGACUGUGGCCUGAAUUUGUUGGUCCCUCAGUUUCUCUGUCUGUACCUAUUUAAGCCAAAGGCACUAGCCUGAAUUUUGCUUGAAGAUCACUUUGUCUUGGAAAUGACUAGAGAGGCAGAGGAGAAGGGUUUCCAGAGUUACUGGGUUUGGGAGUGGAAGGGGCAGGCAGUGCACUUGCCCCUCCUCAUGCCCCUCUGACACCAGCUCCCUGUGGAGGCCUGGUUUCUGGGUACUGCCUCCCUUGGGCAUCUUCAUGCAUCAACCAAAUGGGCCAUCAGGUACUUCAUUAGUCAUGGCAGAAGGAGGGGAAAAGACUUGUUUUUCCAGACAGAAAGUCUACUCCCCUGCCCCCAGCCAUAGCCCUGGAUAGGAAGGGAUAGGAAGAGACUACUUGGUGCCAUGGGGUAGGGGUGAGGGUAUAAGUAGAUCAGAGUGGGAAGACCUCAGCCUUGGGUGGCUUGUCUCUGCUUUUUGCCAGGUGGGAGGGCCUGUCCACACCCUGGCUCCCCGUACCACAGUGCCAGCCAUGCCCUUCCCCUGGGCAACCAUUGCCCCUUUCCUCACCCAGUUGGUGGAGGAGUCAGGAGAUGGGAGGCCAUGGGCUUUGGUUUUGUAAUGUAACCACUGUGGGGGUGAGGGAGGAUGGUGUACCAUGUAUUUCAGUGAAAUAUUUAAUAUAUUUAAAUAUCAAUAAAAUCAAACUCUUUGUAAAA
This is a messenger RNA of Cercocebus atys (sooty mangabey), 6475 nucleotides long. It is a transcript of the gene ADCY6, whose product is annotated as adenylate cyclase 6. Gene Ontology annotation, cellular component: plasma membrane. Bases 668 to 4174 code for a protein of 1168 amino acids. Gene Ontology annotation, molecular function: adenylate cyclase activity. The transcript has 22 exons. Lineage: Eukaryota; Metazoa; Chordata; Mammalia; Primates; Cercopithecidae. The record is from RefSeq and is a predicted model, not a curated record. Gene Ontology annotation, biological process: adenylate cyclase-inhibiting G protein-coupled receptor signaling pathway; cAMP biosynthetic process; adenylate cyclase-activating G protein-coupled receptor signaling pathway.